Messenger RNA from Vanessa tameamea, 4127 nucleotides. RefSeq lists its product as uncharacterized. NCBI's taxonomy places the organism in Eukaryota, Metazoa, Arthropoda, Insecta, Lepidoptera, Nymphalidae. The record is from RefSeq and is a predicted model, not a curated record. The transcript has 3 exons. Bases 349 to 3033 code for a protein of 894 amino acids.
CGCGCUCUCACCGACAUCGCCAGUUGCACCUGACGCCGCGCGCAGCACACACCGCCGUACUGUACACACUAUCACAAACAAGUGAAUCACUCGAAUACACGACCAAUCAGAUAGACGCACACAGUGAAGAAUCGCGUUCGAAUAUAUUUUUCGAAAUUUGAAUUUUCGAUUCGUUAUUUUUUGAAAAUUCAGAACUGAAAUAUUUUAUACACGUAUAGAAUAUCAUAGGACGAUCAUAUUUCAUAGAAUUUUCGAAGGCCAGUGAGAGUGUGUGAAGGAAAGUGAGACCGCGGCAUGCGCCUGCGCCGCUGACAUUUUCACUUUCUACGUGACGGGACACAUUGAGCGAUGGCUCCCGUAAGCCAAAUACGGGUAUGUGCCAUGCUGUGGCUGUUCUGCGCAAUCAGUGCAAGAGCAGAUCCCAGUGAAAAUACUACAACCACCAAAACGAUCCGAACCACCAUUCUACCAUCACGGACAACGCGGACCGAGCUGAAGGUUUCCAGAAGUCUGAAUCCUCACGAAACUCAGACCCUCAAUGUGAGAACCAAAUCAGGUCAUUUAACACAAUUAAUAGUCAAGAAGAAAGAUGCAAAAUCAACUACUUAUGGCAGUAGUACAUCACCAGCGCCAACUACGAUUUCUGUUCGGACAACUCUAACGACUGCUAGGGUUAAUAACAAUAAUAAUACGGACGACAAUAAAAAUAAAACGGAUUCGAGGGACCAAAGAAAACUUCAUUUCGGUUCGGUUAACAGCGACCUAGCCGGUUACGACUAUUAUUUAAACAGAAACAAACAUGAUGAUUUUGCAGAUGUAAAAGCAGAAUACGGUAACUGGUCCCCAGUUUCUGUUUAUCCCGAGUCUCAUAUCCAGGAAGAUGGUAAAAAGCCGGAGGCAGAUCCUGAGACAUCAAAUUACUAUCCAACAUACGAUAACGACAAAAAAACUGAAAAUAAAAGAGUUUAUAUAACUUCAGCCAGUUUUAUGGAUUACAACAGUCCUAUCAAAAGCUACAGAUUCGACCCGCACAACCCCGUUAUAAAGAAUGAUAGAAACCCAGUGUACAUAGAAGUAGUAAGUACAAAAGUCUCUGAUGAUAAUGAAAAAUCUUUAAAAGUACCUGAUCCAGUUGUGGUGAGUUCUGAGUCUAUGUAUAUAAAGAAAGCUUUGGAAAAGUAUAACAAUAAGCGUGGUAGAUCUAUACUCACUCUUGGUGAAGAUGGCAUACCAGAAAUACAAGGAAUCAGAGUGCCUGACGAUGAGUCUGAUAAGAAAACUUGGAGAAAUGCGAGAGUUGUUAACGGAGAAUUAGUGCCGUACCCUGAAGGUUAUACACCACCAAGAGCUAUACCUGAAGCAGACGUUUACCCAGAUAUAGCAGCCGUAGAGCCAUCACAAAAUUUAGGUCCUUUUACCAAAGAUGAUAAUUUUGAGCAGAAAGACGGACCGUUCACAAAAUUCGAUAAUAUCAAAUUUGAAAAUGAUGACUUCAUUCCAUCUACAUUCACAUACAAACCGAAGAAAGAAAAUCAUUAUUAUAAAAAUGGCUAUGGACCUUUUACUAAAGCAGAUAACUCUAAAGUUGCAAAUUCGAAGCUCAUUGAAUAUAUUAAACAGAUCAAUGAACAAGAAUUGAAAAGGGACUAUUUUAGUGGACGCAGCUCUCGAGCCAAUAACGGUGACUUAGAAUACGCUGAAAGUCACAUUCAAAGACGUAUGCUACAACAUCCAGGUGAAGUAAACUUUCCCAAUUCUAUUAUGUAUACACCGAAAAAUGCCAAACCAGGUUUUGACGAAAGUGUAAGAAAUCCUGUUCUCCAGUACGCUCAUCCUGACCUUGGAAUUCAACCUGCAAAAGCUACACGAGAUAAUAUCGAAAACUACGAUAACAAGGAACGUAAAGUAAAAUAUUACACAAGUGUACCAAAAAGCGCUCACCCAUAUCCUAUGGAACCAAUACAUGGUUACAAUCAACAACGCAGUCAAAACAAUGGACCAAACGCUAACAGAUACUAUGAAGAUGAAUAUAAUAAAUUUUCAUACUAUGACAAUUCUCAUAGUAGAUAUCCUUACGGCUACGGUUACGUAAAACGAGUUCCUGAACCAUCUUUAUGGCAAAGAUUUACAGAUUCAAUGAAAGAUACGAUUAACACCGCCAGUGAGACAGUUCACCAAUUUACCAGGCCUCUUAUAGAGCCAAUCGCUAAAGUGACGCAGCCCGUCCUUGAUCCUCUUGUCGAAGCAACUCAUAAAAUAUCACACAACUUGGGUCUUUAUCCGUCUAAUUCUUUACAAAGUCAGAGAUAUGCUCAAGAUAAAAUCGGUGUAGCAGCUGCUGCAUCAGGGGCUCCAGCAAUGUUACCAGCGCUGGGUUUAAUGGCUGGUGGUGCUGCUCUAGGAUUAGGAGCAGUAGCGGUUGGAAGACUGCUGGAUGUUAAUAUCAUGCGUAGUACUAAUGACGAGGAUACUUUAGAUGAAAUUGAAAAAGAACACAAACGAGCCUUCGCUAACGCUCCAUAUGACAUCGACCGGAAAAUACUAAGCAGACAGCAAUACUAUGAUGAUAAUUAUAAAAUGCCAAGUGAAAAUGUAUAUGUUGUUAUGUCACCAGACAAUGUAGAAGGCAGUCGUGCGAAAAGAGACGCAAUUAGCAUUUAUAAGCCUUAUAAGAAUAUUUUUGUUAGACAAAGACGUAGUGUUAAAAGAGCGUUAGACGGUGAUAUGCCAGAUGACUUGCAAAAUUUGGAUGGUAGCCCGAGCACCUCCAGCCUCACUUCGGCAGCUUUGGACCUCGUGAAACAGACGGAUUGGAGGGACUCACAAUGCGCCAAGUUUACCUUUUGUAAAGUCUUAACUUCCCAGUCUUCGGAUUCUCUGUUUGCAAUGGAGAAGAAAAUGGAAUCUCUUCUAAAAAUGAUAUCUCGCGGCAACAGCGCCAACGCGGCGGCCGUGGCGACGCACCUCGGCGACGUCAUGUCGGCCAGCCGCGACCACGCCUGCAGCCGGUUCCACUGCAACACGCAGCGAUAGACGCCGGAGACAAACGGCUCACGUCCAAGUCUUCAUCAAAUCAUAAAUUUGUUUUGUUUACAGAACAUUUUGAAUUGUUAAGAUAACUGUAGAUAGAGACAACUAUUAAGUAUUUGUAGAAUAUUCGAUUGUAUAGCGUUUUCCAAUGCCAAGAGGAGUACAGAUUAAUAAAGAACUUUGACAUUGAAGUGACAUGACGAGAUUAAUGGUCGACUUCUAAAAUAGUUUAUCGUGUUUAGGACAUUAUCAACUCAUGACAAAAUGGCGUUUUGAAUUUCGGCGAAGUUGUUAUUGAAACUUAAAAUUAAAGUUGAUAUAAGUAUUUAAGUAGAAUAGUGUUGAAAUAUAAAUAAAUAUAUAUUAACCAACAACGACUUGUACUACAUAAUAUAGCUGAACUAUUAGUGAAUUGCGUGUAAUAUGUAAAUAAACUCCUUUACUUAUCUUUACUCCUUCUGGCAUUGGAAUACAGUUUAGAAUUGUCAAUUCAUUUCAAUAGAUAUGAUACCCUAAAAAAGGGUUUAAAUUCAGCCAGAAUGAUUUAUGAAAAAAGGCGACUUUUAUAUUUGUAUUUAUGGUCUAUUGAAAUGAGUUUUAAUAUGUAUUUUAUAGACACUAACAUUUGUGAUUGAUGGAAGAUUGUAAGAGAGAAUAAUAUCGAAUGCAACAGACUUCUGUUUAGUAAUAAUGAUACCUUGAUAUUGUAACACAAUUAGUCGAUAAGUUACAUGAGAAAAAUCAUAAUAUUACAAAAAUAUGUCAGCCAUAUUGAACGUCGUUCCUAGAAUUUAAAAAUAUAGCCGCCGUUUUGUUACCAUUUGUAAAACUCCUUACAUUCUGUCGAAAGCUAACACUCUGAAAUUAUUUAAGAAACCUAGUUUUAUAAUUACUUAUAUUAUCCAAAGUUUGCGUUUCAUAUUUAAUUCAAUCUAUUUAUAAAAUAAUUAUUUUAAUGUUAAACUAUUUAAAUAGCUGUAAGUCGUUCUUAAUAUAUUUAUUUAAAUUAUUCUAAACCGCUUCCGUAAGAUGUAAAUACGCUUUCGUAAUGAUGUAAAUUAUUUAUUUAUUUUUACAAAAUAAAUUUUAAACAAUAA